GAGCGAGACAAAGUAUAAAUCCUCUGCUUGGACCGUCAGGGGUUUAAUUCAGGGGGGAAGCUCCACAAAAGUGGAAGAGGCACAGGAGUGGUGAAGAUUUCCAUCCCCAGGCUCGAGCUCCAAACACUGGCUGUGAGAUCGCUCCGGGGUUGAAAGUUCCUGAGCCAAACUCUGGGCUGGAAGUUCCCGUUGGUUACAAUGAAGAUCCUGAUUCUGGCUGCCAUCGCCUCCCUGACUGAGGGGAUUCCAGGCUAUAUCUGGGACACCAAUUGGCAGGAGUGGAAAGCUAAGUUUGGCAAAUCCUACUCUCCUUCUGAAGAAGUCCAACGCGUUGAGAUCUGGCUGACGAACCUGAAGAAAGUUCUCGAACACAACAUGUUGGCUGACCGGGGACUGACCACCUACCGGUUGGAAAUGAAUGCCUUUGCCGAUUUGGAAAACGAGGAGUACAGAAGGCUGGUCCUCGGGAAAUGUUUGCGGAGAUCCAAUGUCACAAAGACAGCAGCUGCCACCGCUCCGAAUCUCCAAUCCCCGAGCCUCCCCAGUCAAGUGGACUGGAGAGACGAGGGCUAUGUGACUCCUAUCAAAGACCAGAGCUCUUGUGGUUCUUGCUGGGCUUUCAGUGCUACGGGGGCUAUGGAGGGUCAGCACUGCAGAAACACUGGGGUCCUGGUCUCUCUCAGUGAGCAGCAGCUCGUGGACUGCUCCGGUAGUUAUGGAAAUGAAGGUUGCAACGGGGGGCUCAUGGACUACGCGUUUCAGUAUGUCAUAGACAACGGCGGGAUUGACACCGAAGCUUCCUAUCCGUACGAAGCCCAGGAUGAACAGUGCAGGUCCUGGGGAGGAAGGGUUGGGGCAACCUUCUCUCAAUUCAUCAACCUCCCGGCCGGGAGCGAGGCUGAUCUACAAUCCGCCGCCGCGUCCGUCGGCCCAAUCUCCAUCGCCAUUGACGCAAGCCACGGAUCGUUCCAGUUUUACUCCUCAGGAAUCUACAACGAGCCCGAUUGCAGCAGUACCGAGCUGGAUCACGGCGUUCUAGUUGUGGGCUACGGAUCUCUGUAUGGAGAGGAUUACUGGCUGGUUAAGAACAGUUGGGGGAUCGAAUGGGGCGAUGAUGGAUACAUCUACAUGUCACGGAACCGGGGGAAUCAAUGCGGCGUUGCAACCGCUGCCAGUUACCCCCUGGUCUAAUUGGGAACCGGGAUUGUUCGGUACAUUCCCCGAGCAAGAUGGGGCCUGGGGUUCCCGGUCAGCGAUCCCCU
Molecule: messenger RNA, 1262 nt
Organism: Callorhinchus milii (elephant shark)
Lineage: Eukaryota; Metazoa; Chordata; Chondrichthyes; Chimaeriformes; Callorhinchidae
Gene: ctsl.1
Product: cathepsin L.1
Exons: 7
Coding region: 199-1191 (330 amino acids)
Biological process (GO): immune response
Cellular component (GO): lysosome
Molecular function (GO): cysteine-type endopeptidase activity
Source: RefSeq, a predicted model, not a curated record